AGCUACUGUUAGCGAAACACAGAAUCACGUAUGCCUUAUGGAUUAGCCGUCUCUGGCAACGAUAGCCUCAGAAGAAUGCCAGAAUCAAAGAAAAUGCCGUCCAAGAAGCAGUACGAUCUUGUGUCGGACGAUGGUUACGACAGUAGGAUUCCUUUGCACAACGAAGAGGCUUUCCAACAUGGGAUAUCCUUCACUGCCAAGUACAUAGGAACCCUGGACGUUCCCCGUCCCAGCAGCAGGGUGGAGAUAGUGGCCGCAAUGAGGAGAAUUAGGUAUGAGUUCAAAGCCAAGGCCAUCAAGAAGAAAUCUGUAAAUUUGGUGAUAGGAACGGAAGGAGUGAAAGUAACCCUGAAGAAGAAGACAUCUCGGAGUAAAACCCAAUACCCAUGGGAUGAGAGUAAACUCCUGGUGAUGCAUCAUCCAAUAUACAGGAUCUUCUAUGUGUCCCACGACUCCCAGGAUUUGAAGAUCUUCAGCUACAUCGCCAGGGACGGCUCCACUAACGUCUUCAAGUGCAAUGUCUUCAAAGCUUACAAGAAGAGUCAUGCUAUGCGUAUGGUUCGCACCAUAGGGCAGGCAUUUGAGGUGUGUCACAAGCUGAGCCUCCAGCAGGCAGCUAAGGAAGCAGAGGCCCUGGGAGAUAAUAACAGUGAUAAAUCUGAUGAAAUAACAACUACAUUGAAGAGAAAAGCUAAGAAGAAAGUGACUGAGUCCCAGAAGGAGUGUGAUCAGUUUGACCGAGUAGACAACAGCGGCAGUAACCAGACAAGUCCAGAAGAUGCCCUGAUGCAAGCUCAACAGAUGCUGAGAAGUAUGGGGGCCAAGACGCCAGUGUCCAUGGGCACCUUCAGCCCUCCUCUGGGUUCUCCAGUCCAACUCCUGGGUGAUGGCUACCAGACGUCCGGCCAAAUGCCCCUCAGCUCCCACCACCAGGUGCAGCUCCUCAGACAGCAGCUAGAGCAGCAGCAGCAGCAGACACAGGUGGCCAUUGCUCAGGUACACCUGCUCAAGGAUCAGCUGGCGGCAGAGGCAGCAGCCAGGAUUGAGGCACAGGCCCGGUGUCACCAGCUUCUACUCCACAACAAGGACCUGCUGGAGCACAUCACUCAGCUGGUGUCCAGGAUACAGGAGGUGGAACUGAAGAGUGUGGGCAGCACCCCUUCACAGGAGUUCUCCACUUUCAAACCUCCAGUACAGGUGCCCACUCUUCCUGAUGUGAACACCCCCCAGCCGCCACCAGUUUAUAUCCCAGAGUUCCCAGACAUAGACUCCUCGUAUCCUGCAUAUGUGCCAGAAAACGGUCUGUUUGAAAACCGAAAAACUGAUGUAGCAUACACAGAUUCCCCAGAUAGUGGACACAGGGAGAUGUCCUCAGACAGUCUCAUGUAUAACUUCAGUCAGGCAGAUGCCAAUGCCUGGCACAGAAAACAACAAAACACUCCAGCAAACCAAAACAAGAACCCAUUUCUCAUGAACAACAGCAGUAGGGUUAACAAUAACAACAACGUCUACCAGCCAAACUCACAGCACAGAGACCAGGUCAAGGUCGUGGAUGGCAAGGCCAAGGUUAUUGUCCCCUGUCCAAUGCAGGACGCCAGUGGAAAUCGCCUGGAUCUUAACCUCACACCAAAGUUGGAGCCCCCACCCAAAUACAGUCGCCAGUCACCUCGCUCCUCGGCCACUCAGGAGAGCCUCAAAGUGGGGGACAACCAGCAGGAGGCAAGUUAUCGAAAUUCCACCACAAGUGAAAAUUCCUCUGGCUCGUCAGACCAUGUAGGUGGCCGUGAUGAUUCAGCCAUGGAGAUUUCUCCAUUGAGUGAUAUUGAGCUAGUGGAUGCCGAUCCCACUGAGCUGAAGGAAUUAAAUAGUAACAGCGGACAUGUGACCUCAAUCGAAAAGCAGCGCUAUUUGUACAACAGUAUCCAAGAGGCUGAACUGAAUGACUUAACUUACAGCCCCUCAUUCAAAACGGGCACUUCUAACAACACUUAUAACUCUGCAGACAAACAGCAUACGAUGACUCUGUCAGAGGAAGAGCUUGAAAAUAAUAAUAUGAAGAACAAAUCUGACAGGAGAUCUACUGAUGCUGGGAGGAGGCUGGAUUCAUUAACACUAGAGGAGUUUGAGGCUUUGAGCACCUCCUGAGUUACAUUAAAUGUUUAAAUUAUUAUUAGACUAAUUAAAAUUUGCAUUUACUAUUCAGGUAAAAGAAUUACCUGGUGUUUACUUAUAUAUGUGGAAACAAGAAAAUAACAUAAUGGAGAAUGCAGCUGAAAUAAUGUGAACAUAUCAGAUAUCCCGAGGUCAUGGUAUGCAAAGAGUUCUACAUAGUUAAAAAUAAGUGAUAUAUGCCACUCAUGUGAAACAAAAGGGAUCUGAAUGUUGACUGUGAGGCAUUUGUUUGUGAACAGUAAAAAGAAAUUGGUACAAUUUGACUGAAAA
Molecule: messenger RNA, 2442 nt
Organism: Lingula anatina
Lineage: Eukaryota; Metazoa; Brachiopoda; Lingulata; Lingulida; Lingulidae
Product: carboxyl-terminal PDZ ligand of neuronal nitric oxide synthase protein-like
Molecular function (GO): nitric-oxide synthase binding
Source: RefSeq, a predicted model, not a curated record